This is a messenger RNA of Pieris brassicae (large cabbage white), 3129 nucleotides long. RefSeq names its product probable serine hydrolase (gene kraken). The transcript has 2 exons. NCBI's taxonomy places the organism in Eukaryota, Metazoa, Arthropoda, Insecta, Lepidoptera, Pieridae. The record is from RefSeq and is a predicted model, not a curated record. The coding region runs from base 284 to 1216 and encodes 310 amino acids.
UGCACUCUUCAGUAAUCAGUUAGCACUUGCAACUUAGCAGUGUACAGCGGGUAGCCACUAGGCAGCCAGUGCCGUUAUUCGGUAUAAUUUGAUAAUAUAUGAACAUUCGUCAAGUGAUUUAUGGAUAUGUUUAAACGAUUAAACACUUAUUAAUAAACGGUGGUUUUGUUCUAUAUUUUCGACUUGGGAAUUGUAGUGAUUGUGUAAAAGCCGGGCGAUUAGUUUAUCGCGCUACUCUGUUACUUGGAGACAGGAGUGCAUAAAGCUUUAAUAAGGGAUAAAAAUGAACGGUCGAGAAACCAAAGAAGAGUUACCGGUAGGAGUGUCUGUAGAGGAAAUUGUAAUUCCUGUACCAUGGGGACAUGUGGCUGGCAGGUGGUGGGGCCCUCGGAACAAACAACCCAUAAUUGCUAUUCACGGAUGGCAAGACAAUGCUGGUACGUGGGAUAAUCUAAUACCACAACUUCCAGCCAACACCUCUGUGUUAGCAAUUGAUUUGCCUGGCCAUGGAUUAUCUUCUCACUAUCCUUCAGGAAUGCUCUAUUAUGUUUUCUGGGAUGGGAUAGUUCUCCUACGAAGGAUUGUUAGGCAUUUCAGGUGGGAGAAAGUAAGUCUUAUUGGCCACUCUCUUGGAGGAGCAUUAAGUUUCAUGUAUGCAGCAUCUUAUCCAGACGAAGUUGAUAGAAUCAUAUGCAUUGACAUAGCAAGCCCUGCAGUGCGACCUCCAGACAACAUGGUUGUAGCUACAGGCUGGUCAAUAAAUAAAUUAUUAGACUAUGAAAAAUUGACCGAAGAUAAGAUUCCAUGCUAUGAAUAUGAAGAAAUGAUUGAUAUAGUUGUUGAUGCUUACAAAGGGUCGGUAUCUAGAGAGAAUUGUAAGGUAUUAAUGAAACGUGGAAUGUCUCCCGCACCAUCAAAUGCGAAGAAACAAGGUUUUUAUUUUAAAAGGGACCCAAGACUUAAAGUGUCUGGCUUGGCCAUGAUGUCAAUUGAAACAGCUCUAGAAUAUGCUAGUCAAAUUCGGUGCAAGGUCUUAAAUAUUCGAGCCAUUCCAGGACAAAACUGGGAAAGACUAGAUUACUAUACUAAGAUAAUAGACAAAUUGAAAGAAACAACUGAUGUUACAUACAUGGAAGUAGAAGGAACUCAUCAUGUCCAAUUGAAUGCUCCUGAAAAUAUAUCUAACAUAAUUGAAGAUUUCUUAGAAGAAUAUUAAGUUUAGCUCAAUGUUUAGUGAUGUUUGUGAUAAAAAUCAUUAAAUGUACAAAUAUUAAGCCUAAGAGGCCUUUAGUCUCGAAGUAUUUUGUUAAUUUUUGGAUAAAACAUGCUACUAUCAACAUUUAUUAUACAUGCAUCAAAGUUUCUGUAACAGGUAUUAUGUCUUAAUUAACAUUGUUAACCAGGCUUUGCACAUGAAUGUAAUUUAUUGUAAAUACUUUAUUAUUUUGCUACAAAUUCAUUUGUUCCUUAGCUUAUAAAAAAUUAAAUUAAAUAAUUAAAAUAGCUCAAUCAAUGAUCAUAAUGAUUACCAUACUACAAUCAUCUUUGUAUUCAAUUUAAAUACAACCUUCAUAGUUAUUUUAUAUACUAAGUAGUCAAUUUACAAUUUUCAAUAUGAACAAUACAUAUUUAUUACCAUUAAAAUAAGUGUAGUUUAAUGUAUGACUGUAUUGCAUGACCGUCCAGCUUGAAAGUGCCUAUAAUGGGUUUUUAAAGUAGGCUUUUUGCAUAGUGAUACUUUGUUUCUGCUUCCACAAACGCGACACAAUUUUAAUGCAUAAAUGUCUUAUUUUUAUACACAUAUACCUAUAUGCACUAUAAGCCUAAUAGAUAAACGUUUCGUCCCUAACACUAUCGCAGUUUGAAAUCAACUAUAUGAUAAGUCUUUAGUGGUAAUAAACCGACUCUAAUCACUUAGUAAUCAAGUGUUUGUGACAUCAUUGCUGGCUAAUUUGACCUUUGAAUAGUUUUCACAGUAAAGACGCGUGUCUGGUUCAAAGGGGUCAUUUGUUCACGUUAAUGUACUGUCUUGGAACAAAAGUAAAAUGUAAAUUAAGUUUUUUGUUUAGAUUGUAAGACGCUUUGGAAUUUUAGACGAAUAGUAGGAAAAAUUAUGCAAUGCUUAUUGGCUUAUAUUCGGCUAUUCGAGCGGUUACGCUUCGUUGAAUAAUUGGCACGCCGUAUAGUAUAGUAUUAAACGCUAUCCUAAAAUACGUAAAAUAUAUUUCGUAUGUUACAGAUACUAAUAUUAAAAUUGGGACAUCUAUUAUUCUGGUUUCUCUUAAGAACAUAGUUUUGAUGUACUACAAUAUCUUGAUUAAAAUUGAUAACUUAAAACAAAAAACGCGUGCGUCUGAUUGUUAUCUUUCAUAUCGUCUACUAGAUUCUAUGACUAAUCACAAUCUCGUGUCGUCUUUUGUUUUCCAUUUUCACUAUAUGAAUUAAAAUGUUCCAACUUUAGUGCCGUCACGAUGCUAAAACGUACAUAUACUGUAUUCGCAUCGACUUUUGUUGAAGAAUUACUAUGUUUUUAUACCAGCUAAAUAAAAUUUAAAAUACAUUUUUGUAUGAAAAACUUUGUGUGCUACAUAUUUGGGUAUAAAUUUAAUUAAUAAAAAUCUAUAAAUGUAUGUGGUGUCACACAAUAGUAAAACAAUAUAGGUAUGUUGUUGAUUCCGUACCAGCUGGAGUGCUCCUCAAGUUUUAUUUAUAAACAUUUAAUUCUGUAUUAAGUUUUGUAUAUGUGAUAUUAGUUUAUAUCAAUCAGCGUUGAUUUUUGUAACACGACUAAUAAGGGGCUGUCCAUUAAUCACGUGAGGUUCAGGGGGGGGGGUGAUCUUCGACAAAAAUCACGAAAUAUCACUAGGGGGGGGUUUUUUAAAAAGUAGUGUAGUGUACCUUGACUCGUCGUUGAUUUUUCUCAUGAUUACACCCAGGGAAAAAUGUUAAAAAAAUAUCAUGUGAGUAAUGGACAGCCCCUUACAAGCAGUAAUACUAUCGGCUGGAUAUCGUAUGUUAAACGCAAAUAUUUAUAACUGGAACAAUAAUAAGCUUGAUUAGAAAAACCUGACCAUAAUUGAUGUUAGGCAAAUUAUUUAUAUUUAAACCACGAUUAAAUUAUUGAAAAAC